AGCGCAGGUGAUACAGGUAGCAGAGUUUCUAUUGGAACGCCUAGAUAAAUGAGCGCGGUAGGUUGAGUAAAACGCGAGACUCGAUUCGACCUCGGGAAUGAAUCACGGCUGGUUAUCUUGCAAGGAUGCUUGAUCUAUGAUCGCGUCGUGUAACGGGAAUGUUGACAGACGAUCGCUACGCGAACGAAUCAACGUAAAAAAAAGGGAGAGAGUGCAAUAAGGAUAUGUCAUAACACACUCAUAAAGCAUGCACGAGCCUCCUCGCGAUCCUUCAACUCGUUGACGAGAUUAACCUCUUCGCGAGCAAGCGCCAGGAAUGGCAAACAGCUCCACGAAAGAGAGAAUGGACGCCUGGUUCUGGAUACUGUAACAAAAAAUGUGAGGUUUAAUUUAUAUAGCUGUAAUUAGAAGCACCAGCAAAUGCAGAAUGGAGAAUGUUAUACCGAUGAGUUGGUUGAACCAAAUAUUAUUAGUUUCUAGUAUAGCAACUGCAGUAUUGUCCUUAGUUGUAGAAGGAUGGACAGAUCUCACACCUCUGCCGAUAUAUGUUUCCAUCUCUUGGGGUGUAUUUAUUAUAAUUUUAUCAGUAUGGCUAAGCUGUUGCUUAUUACGUCUCACAUUGAAAGCCAAUAGUCCAAUUACUUUUGAGUUUAUGAACAAGUGGAUCCGCAAGAGGCUAGUGAAUUAUCUGAAUUUGGAUUCUUUAAUAGACAAGAAUAAGAGUACAGAAAUUAUUUAUGUAAGCGAUAGUGAAGACCAAGGGAAGAGUCCUUCACAAAAAGCUAGCGCUAAGUGCAAUAAUAAUGCAAUCUUACGAGAUUCCUGUAAGAACGACAUUCCUUUAACAAAAAGAGAAAAGGAGAAGAUAAUGGAUACAAUACGAGAAAUUGAUGUAAAGUGUAUAGAAAUUUGGUAUAAAAAUAUCAGUACUGACAAGUCGUUCCCUAACGAAGCGCAAGAUUUGUUGGACAAGUUCUUGACGAGGCUUGUUUUGAAAGCUAAUUUAAUAGAUAAAAUAAAACUCGUUAAUAAGUUGGCGAAUAUAUUAUUGUUACACUUAAAGGAAUAUCGUAGGGCACUACGUCGAGUCGAAAAGGGCGCUGCAUCCAGCGUGGAGGAAGCAUAUAAAUAUUUACAUCCUGGUUCUCGCAGUGCGUCGAUAUUAGAACAUAUGUUGCAUCAUUUAGUCACUGUUCUAGCGCAAGAGUUUUUGCAAUGGGAAUUAACCAGUUCAUCACCAUGCAAACUUUUGUUAUCCAUUUUAGCAAAGAAGCUCUUAAUAACAAUAGACACAAUAAGCUGCCCAGAUUGGUUGAUCAAGAAUCUAUUGCAAUUAUUGGAAACUCCUACAAAUAAUGCUGUCGCUACUCCAACUAAGCAAAAUGUACACUACGAUGAUGGUACUAUAACUGUUGCUCUGAGCGAUGGCAUCGUAUCCGCGACAGCGGCUGUGAUCCCGCAACAGUUGCCAAAAUCCGCACCUAAAUCUAGUCCAUCUGCAAAUAUUACAAGUAAAGAUGAAAAUGCAGCUAUAACGGCAACUCCAGAAAGAUCGUCUCUAUGUUUAGAGGGUCUCUCCACUACAGAGCACAGGGGCCUCUGGGGAGAUAGCAUAACAGAUCUGGAAUUGGAUGAGGAUAAGAUUUCGCCAGUGUAUGAAGAACCAACAGAUUUCGCCACGACUAUUGCUAGGCUUAGAAAUCUAUUACAACAGAAGUCUACAGCAACCACACCAUUGCAUGCCGAAGAAAAAUCUUAUGUGAUAUAUGAAGGAUGCCCAUUUACAAAUUUAUCAAUUCCAUGGACUGAAUUUCAUACCGCAACGGAUGGUUCGCAACAAUUAUUCUAUUGCAUACAAUUCGACGAUGUCGAACAACAUGGAGUAUAUUUAUUUGAAACCACUACUGCUACUGUCAGGAGACUAUAUUCUGAUUUUGUUCAAUUGCACCUCAGUCUAGAAGAAAUUCCAUCAUUAGCUAAUAUUAUGUCCGACCUAGUAUUACCCGAGGGUGGGCGGAUCGAACUGGAAGUAUAUUUGAAGACACUGUGUACGCGAUUAGCGAAUGAGUGUCCACCUCAAUUGCGUCACUUUCUUCGGCCGAGCAGUAGCGCGGGCAAAAAAGCAGAUGCAAUAGCGCCUCGUUUGGACCGAUUUUUGGCUAAGACCGUAACUGGUGUUUUCAAUACAUUGAAGACAGUUGUACCGGGCUUCGAAAUGGAUCAUGAAGAAGAAGCUCCUCCUCUACCUACUCUAAUGCCCUUGUCUGACAUACCCUGGAGAUUUGUCGAGGAUAUAAAAUCGAAAAGUCUAGCUUGUGAAUUACAGCAAUUGAUCGCAGAAAGAACAGAAUAUUGUAUGGUAGACACAGCUUAUGAGGCGGUUGACUCGAUGGAAACCAGUGGCAGUUCAGAGUUAUUGGAUUGUUGGUGGGAAACUAUUAACGCUUCGUACGAUGAUGAAAUUGAUGAGUUGGAUUCUAAUCUGACAUUGACAUGUACAACCAUAGAUCUGAUUUGUGAGCUUCUGACAGGGAUUGCUAGUAAUAAUACAUUACAGCAAGAAGCAGUUGUUAGAUGGACUAAAUUGCUAUUAGGAAACAUUUCAGAGCCAAUCUUGCAGAAAAUGAUUCUUAGGUUGUUUGACUCUUUGAGUAAUUCCUCAUUACUUUCCGAUGUAUCACAUAACAAUGUCACAAAUGAAACCAAUGCACAACUGAAAGACAAGUUGGUGCACACAUUAAAAGAAAAAAUCUCAUACAGUGUAAAAUUCAUAUUUGGUGAGGACAAUGUACACAAAGCUCUGAAUUAUUUAUUAAGUUCAUAUGAAAUCAAGAAGAUUAACAUGGAUUUAAACAUGCAGAUGUUAGAUGCGUUAAUAUCAGAACUAUUGGUUUCCUGUAAAACGAAUCAAGAUACCACUAAUUAAUUUUAAUUUAAUUUAAAAUCAAUAUUUAUUCAAUCCUUUAGACAAAAAAUCAUUUAGUAUUUUGCAAGAUUUGCACAUUAUUUUAUUCUCUUAAUGAUACAUGAAAGUCAUUAAGAUAUAUCAAAAUAUUUAUGUAAAAAGAAUUGAUGU
Camponotus floridanus (Florida carpenter ant) is the source of this 3076-nucleotide messenger RNA. RefSeq lists its product as uncharacterized. Gene Ontology annotation, cellular component: intracellular membrane-bounded organelle. The record is from RefSeq and is a predicted model, not a curated record. Bases 428 to 2926 code for a protein of 832 amino acids. The transcript has 9 exons. Gene Ontology annotation, molecular function: phosphatidylinositol binding. NCBI's taxonomy places the organism in Eukaryota, Metazoa, Arthropoda, Insecta, Hymenoptera, Formicidae.